AUGGCUGGAAUGAGGUUCAACUCCACCCCUGCGGUCAUCGCCGCCGCUUGGCUCCUGGCGUCCUACCAGACCGGCGUCCAAUCUCGCCAUCUUCGCUCCCUUGAUAGCGCUUCCUUUGCUACUGAUUCCAACCGGGACUACACCCACCUGGGAUGCUUCGUGGACAACCAGAGCGACCGCGUGUUGGGGCACAAGCUUGUCGAUGAGGAAGUCGACACCGAGUUCUGCUACGACUACUGCUUGGAAAAGAACGCACCCUUUAUGGCUACCCAGUGGGGGAUCGAGUGCUGGUGCGCCACCGAGGUUGACUUGGAGUACGAACGCCACGGAGAGGCCGAAGAGUUGUGCGACUACAAAUGCGGGGGAGACAAUAACGAAAUUUGCGGCGGCUACUACGCCUUCGACUUGUACGAGAUCGAGUCGUUCACCACCAUUGACGGACCGCCGGAAGGCGCCAUGAACGACGACAUUGUGAAGAUCAUCGAAGUCCCUGGCGCCAACCCCGGCGGCGCCGGGUGGGCCGACAGCUACUCGGUCGGAAGCAAGUGCUACAUGUCGACCACGUUCGACCACGGUAUCGGAGAGGAACUUGUGGACACCCCGAUCGGCGAGGUGAAGAUCAGGGACCUCUACGACAUGCUCGAGGCGGGGCCCGGAUCUGUCGGCCGCCCUCUCUAUAAUGACAUCCAGUGCGGAAACGGCCCCGCGAACGAUGCUGCUGACGAGACCGAGUGCCCCGGGUUGGUGAUGGAAGGCCCUGAAGGCUGCGGCCAGAUCGGUCCCAAGUGGGACCUUUCCGAGCUCGUCGAGACGUAG
Molecule: messenger RNA, 816 nt
Organism: Ectocarpus siliculosus
Lineage: Eukaryota; Phaeophyceae; Ectocarpales; Ectocarpaceae
Source: the annotation of a GenBank genome assembly